AUGCUUAAACCAAAACUCUACAAUUUGAUUAAAUUGCAUAAGCCAGCUUAUAAAAAAUUUGUCAUAGAUCAAAUUCUUCAUGAUGCUGGCCACGAUGUUCUAAGACUGCCACCCUACCACCCCGAUUUAAAUCCAAUAGAACUCGUGUGGGCAACAAUGAAGUCUUACGUAGCAGCCAGAAAUGUCGAUUUCAAGUUUUCUACCGUUUCAAAAUGGUGCGACGCGUUUUUCAAUAACUUUACGUCCGAAGAAUGGAAAACUAGAUGGGAGCAUGCAAAAAAAAUUGAGAUAGAGUUUAUGCAGCAAGAGCCCGCUGUUGAUAGAGUUGUAGACGAAGUUGUUAUCCAUUUAAAUGAAGUUGACAGCGAUAGCGACUUUCUCGAGACCGAAACUGAGGACGAAGAGGCCGAAGAACGGAGCGAUGAAGCAGAAGGGGAUCUAGCAGAAUUUUGGAUGUACAGUCUGGCAAAGUCAGUUUAAGCUGUAAAAAACCGGUUGCAUCGUAGAUAUCACGUCACAGCUCAAGCUGAAUUUGCCAAAUUGUGUAAAUGUUUAGCAAGAGUAGCUUAAACUAUCCAU
Molecule: messenger RNA, 579 nt
Organism: Acanthoscelides obtectus
Lineage: Eukaryota; Metazoa; Arthropoda; Insecta; Coleoptera; Chrysomelidae
Source: the annotation of a GenBank genome assembly